Acanthosepion pharaonis is the source of this 1452-nucleotide messenger RNA. Lineage: Eukaryota; Metazoa; Mollusca; Cephalopoda; Sepiida; Sepiidae. The record is from the annotation of a GenBank genome assembly.
AUGUUUCUUGUUGAUUCUGGGUACUGUUUCCCAUUUUCAUUAAGACUUAAUGGUGUCUUUUUGCGCCGUCUGAAGAUUUCCAACUCAUUCACUUCAUUUAUACACUCAUCCUUCUGUUUUUCUUUCUUUCUUUCUUUCUUUUCAGUUCAUUUUCUUUCUUUUCAAUUCAUUUUCUUUCUUUCUUUCUUUCUUUCUUUCUUUCUUACCAAUUCAUUUCUUUCUUGCGUACCAAUUCAUUUUCUUUCUUUCUUUUCAGUUCAUUUUCUUUCUUUCUUUCUUUCUUUCUUUCUUUCUUUCUUUCUUUCUUUCUUUCUUUUGUUUUUUUCAUUUUCUUUCUUUCUUUCUUUCUUUCAUUCUUUGUUUGUUUGUUUCUUUCUUUCUUUCUUACCAAUUCAUUUCCCUCUUUUUAUUCAAUUCAUUUUCUUUCUUUCUUUCUUUCUUUCUUUCUUUCUUUCUUUCUUUCUUACCAAUUCAUUUUCUUUUUUCUUUUCAAUUAAUUUUCUUUCUUGCGUACCGAUUCAUUUUCUUUCUUUCUUUUCAGUUCAUUUUCUUUCUUUCUUUCUUUCAUUCUUUGUUUGUUUGUUUGUUUCUUUCUUUUUUUCAUUUCUCUUUUAUUCAAUUCAUUUUCUUUCUUUCUUUCUUUCUUUCUUUUCUUCUUUUCUUUCUUUUUCAAUUCAUUUUUUUUUCUUUUCAAUUAAUUUUCUUUCUUUCGUACCGAUUCAUUUUUUCAUUUUCUUUGUUUGUUUUUUUGUUUGUUUCUUUGUUUCUUUCUUUCUUCUUUCUUUCUUUCUUUUCAAUUUAUAUUCUUUCUUUCUUAGCAAUUCAUUUUUCUUUCUUUUAAAUUCAUUUUCUUCAUUUUCUUUCUUUCGUUUCAAUUCACCUUCUUACAGCCUUCAAUUUUUUUUCUUUCUUUUCAAUUCGUUUACUUUCCUUCUUUUAUAUUCAUUUUCAUUCUUUCUGAUUCAAAAAUUAUUUUCUUUUCUUUUAUCAAUUCAUGUAUUUUUUUUUCAAUUUAUUUCUUCCAUCAUUUCAAUUUCUUUUCUUUCUUUUUUUAAUUCAUGUUCUUAUAUUUUUUUCUUUUCAUUUAAUUUUCUUUCAAUCUUUUCAAUUCAUUUGCUUUCCUUCUAUUCAAUUCAUUUUCUUUCUAUUCGAUUCAUUUUCUUUCUUUCUUUUCAAUUCAUUCUCUCUCCUUCUUUUCAGUUUUCUUCUUUAUUUCUUUUCAAUUCAUUUUCUUUUAUUCUAUUCAUUUCAUUUUCUUUCAUUUUAUUCAAUUCAUUUUCUUUCAUUCUUUUCGAUUCAUUUUCUUUGUUUCUUUUCAAUUCAUUUUCUUUUCUUCGUUUCAAUUUAUUUUCUUUUUUCAUUUACAAUAAAUUUUCUUUCUGUCUUUUCAGUUCUUUUAGUUUUUUUUUUCCAUUCAUUUCCUUCAUUUUUUCUUCGUUAUCUAAUCCUUAG